Ixodes scapularis (black-legged tick) is the source of this 676-nucleotide messenger RNA. RefSeq lists its product as uncharacterized. The transcript has 3 exons. The record is from RefSeq and is a predicted model, not a curated record. Lineage: Eukaryota; Metazoa; Arthropoda; Arachnida; Ixodida; Ixodidae. The annotation marks the transcript as partial.
UCAGGGCCGCAUGUGGGUCUAUAUGUUCUUUUUCCAGCUUUCCAAGUGUUGGUCCUGGAGAACCAGGCCAACAUCAUCACGCAGCUUACCGAGCUAAGGAAGAGUGUCGUGGCUACCUCAGCCACGAAGGUAGCAGUCGCGCUGCCUCCAGACGCCCCCACGCUCCCUGCAAGCACGUACGACGGCCUCAAGGAGGUCAACGCUUACGCUGCCUCGCAAGACAAGCUGGAUGUUCUGGUCCAGCACCUAGCCCUUAUUGGGGGCAACGACGAAAAGGACACCACACGCCGGAUCCUCUGUGCCCUUGUGAAGCACGACCUUGCCCUCAGGUUGAGCUGGUGUGGGUCCGGGGGAAAGAAAGAAGCUUUUGGAGAUCUCCAAAACCUACGUACCGUCGUGCUUCAUGCUGUCAGGUCAACAUGUUCUAUGGCUACGAAGACUUCUGUUGAAACCACCAUGAAGUCGUGGCUGGUCGCCGCACCGGAUCGAAACGGCGGGCGCAGCAAGCGGCGUGCUGCGGGUGAGCCGCAAGAGUAAAAAUUACACCCUAAAUAGAAAGCAAACACGUAGAGGCAAGGAACAGACAACGAAGACUCUCAAAGUGACUAUAUUUUAAUUUCGUCCAACUGUGUACAACUGGCUCAAAAUAGUGAAACAGAUAAAAGGCGAAUCUGAA